AGUUCGAAUAUACUGCCAUUACUCCUGGAAAUUCAGGUCUAUCUUUUAGCAACGUCUUCGCGGGAUCUCUGGAGGGAAUAUCAUAGAUCAUCUCAAUAAGCUUUGGGGCACCCUUGGCAGGCUUGGGGGACGGCCGGGGAACGGGGGAGCCCGACCCGGUGUGCUUAGCAAGCUCACUACCACAUCCUAGCGUAGACGCUAGGAGUUAUCUGACCACCAAAGAACCCUCAGCUCCCGAGGGCUAGAUAGUAGCCAUUCCGAAGCAGCUUACCCCUCCUUCUAGCCCGCGUUGCCGUUCUGCCAUGUCAAAUAACUGACCCUGCGUAUGCCAACGUAGCGCACUAACCGGAUCGCCUGUGAAGAUCUGCCCAGCAUUCUGCAUGCAACAAGAACCCAUCCAAACAUGACCGUGUCCGACAAUGACAAACCUCUCCGAAUUGCCAUUAUCGGUGGCGGUAUCGCAGGUGUCACCCUCCUCCUCGCGCUGCUGAAGCACACCCCCCGUCAGAAUAUCGUACCACACCUCUAUGAAGCCACCCCGGAGUUCUCUGAGAUUGGGGCGGGGAUCGCCUUUGGGUCAAAUUCCAUUCGUGCCAUGGAGCUCAUUGACGCCGAGCUAGCAGCAGCAUACAAUCGACAUGCGACAUUUCAGCCAGAUACAGGCGCCUUGGAUAAGAAGCUUUGGUCCAGUUACCGAAUGGGAAUGGAUGGAAAAGGACCACCGUCGAACAGUCUGAAAGCAGGCGAAUACCUGCACGAGGUGCAUGCGCCAGUUGCAAGGAGCAGUGUUCAUCGCGCACGGUUUCUCGAGGCUAUGACGGCACUACUUCCACCUGAAGGGGGGUACGUGAGUUUCGGCAAAAGACUGGUAUCGAUCGAUGAGGGAACAGACGGAGUCACCGUGCACUUUGCAGAUGGGACUUCCGUUUCUGUCGAUGCCGUUCUGGGGUGUGAUGGAAUCAAGUCUCGAGUGCGGCAAAUUCUGCUUGAAGGAGAGGAGGCAGCCAAUGCUGUCUUCACGGGUAAAUAUGCUUAUCGAGGUCUGAUCCCAAUGGAUGAAGCAGUUGCCGCUCUAGGAGAGUACACGGCACGCAAUAACCAUUUCCACUGGGGAUAUGGCGGCCAUCUAUUAACGUUUCCGAUUGAGCACGGAAAGACAAUGAAUGUCGUGGCCUUCCGAACAAAGGUAAAUGGUACCUGGGAGCAUGGGUCACAGUGGGUGUUACCGGGAAACAAGAAACAGAUGCUGCAGGACUUUGAGAGCUGGGGACCAGAUGUCCGAGCCAUUCUGUCAUUGAUGCGAAAUGCAGAUAUAUGGGCCAUGUUUGAUCAUGCGCCCGCCAGUACCUAUCAUCGGGAUGGUCGCAUCUGUCUCGUGGGAGAUGCAGCCCAUGCAAGUACACCGCAUCAGGGCGCCGGAGCCGGUAUGGCAGUGGAAGACGUCUUUGUUCUAUCUCGUCUCUUGGGUGAAGUCCGUGAGAAGAGCCAUUUGGAGCGGGCAUUCAUGGCGUAUGAUGCCGUGCGGAGACCACGCACUCAGCAGCUUGUGCGCACUAGUCGGGAUGCUGGCAUGCUUUAUGAGUGCCAAAAGGAGGGUGUGUGGGAUGACGUUGACAAGAUUCGCGAGAAUUUGAACAUGCGCAUGCGCUGGAUCUGGGAGCUAGAUGUGGAGCAGCACCUGCAAGAUGCGUUGGAUAUUUUUCAUACUACUACAAACGGACCUGUGUAAACACUUACUUCGGAUCGCAACGUUGUUUUCUCUGCGUGCUUUGUAGGGACUGCUGUUGAUUGUAUAUUGAGCAAUAAAGUACAUAUUCCUAUAAUC
Aspergillus piperis CBS 112811 is the source of this 1825-nucleotide messenger RNA. Its product is annotated as salicylate 1-hydroxylase-like protein. Lineage: Eukaryota; Fungi; Ascomycota; Eurotiomycetes; Eurotiales; Aspergillaceae. Gene Ontology annotation, biological process: secondary metabolite biosynthetic process. The transcript has a single exon. The record is from RefSeq and is a predicted model, not a curated record. Gene Ontology annotation, molecular function: FAD binding. Bases 404 to 1729 code for a protein of 441 amino acids.